AUGUCCAGUCCCACCCUCUGCCACACCCUAUCACUGUUACCUAGUCCUCUCAGUGGACCCUCCCUGGGUAGGUUUUCUGUCACUAUCUCCUUGGUAGCAAGUGGCCUUGACAGAUGGUUGGAACCUGGCUUUUCUGAGGAUCCUUCCUUCCUCCAUUCCCACUGACAAUUGUCCCUGAGUGGAGACAUGAAGUGGGUAGAGGGUUCAGUCACCUUGAGGAUGCCCCUCUUGCUCCUUGGGCUCUGGGCGGUGCUGGCUCCAGCACAGCAUUCUCAAGGGCAUCCCUCAUGGCGCUACAUCUCCUCCGAGGUGGUGAUUCCAAGGAAGGAGCUGCACCAUGGCAAAGGUAUUCAGACACCAGGGUGGCUCUCCUACAGCCUGAGUUUUGGGGGCCAGAGACAUGUCAUCCACAUGCGGGCCAAGAAACUGUUUUGGCCCCGACAUCUGGUGAUGAUGACUCAGGAAGACCAAGGAGUCUUGCAGGUGGACUACCCUUUUGUCCCUCUUGACUGUUACUACUUCGGCUACCUGGAGGAGGUUCCUUUCUCUACAGUCACCAUGGAUACCUGCUAUGGGGGCCUUAUAGGUAUGAUGAAGUGGGACGACCUUGCUUUUGAAAUCCAACCCCUCAAGGAAUCCCAAAGGUUUGAACAUGUAGUUUCUCAGAUAGUGGCAGACACCAAUGCCACAGGACCCACGUAUACACUGAGGUAUAAAGAAGAGAGGCACUCCCUGUUCUCUCAAGUGAACGCCAAUGGAAUAUCCAGAAUCAGCAGUAAGAUAUAUGCAAGCCACCUUGGACAACUCAAAAUAUGUCUAAUGAGUGCCAAUUCAGUUUAUAGGCAAUACAACAAUGUGUCAGCAUGUGCCAAAUUGGUAAGCCUAGGUAGUUUAAUUGAGUCUAUGUUCCAAGGCAUUAAUAUGAGGUACUAUAUCGGCUCCCUAAUCAUUUAUAACCUAAGAGAUCCAACGUCCAUGGACAACUAUGACGUGCCAGGGAGUUCGUUUCAUACCCAUUUUGUACACAACAUUUUUUAUCCUCUUAAGCCACAUACAAGCUUGAUUAUGCUUAGUAAUGGACCCCAUGAACUUAAUUUUUCUCCAAAGAUUGAUCACCUAUGCCAAGAAACAAGUCUCCUCAUGCUGGGUGUUAUGUAGAGACAUUAUCUUUUGUUAUCAAUUAUAGCCACGCAAUUUAUUGGGAGAAGUUUUGGCCUGCUUUAUAAUUCAGAAUUUUGUAUUUGCCAGAGAAGAGCCACCUGCAUCAAGGACAGGUACCCUCUGAUAACAGAUGCCUUCAGUAAGUGUUCUAUGGUGUAUGCAGCAGAACUGAUGAUGUAUAAUAAGAAUCACUGUACUUUGGACAGUGACUAUCAGUCUUUCAAUAGAAGCUUGACAUUGGCUCUGUGUGGAAACUCUGUGGUGGAUGAUGGAGAGCAGUGUGACUGUGGCUCCUUCAAGCAGUGUUACAGCAACCCCUGCUGCACAAGUGACUGCAGCUUUACACCUGGAAGUGCUUGUAACACAGGCAGGUGUUGUACAAACUGCACCUACUCAUUCCCGGGGACACUCUGCAGGCCAAUCCAGAACCCAUGUGACCUUCUGGAGUACUGCCUUGGGCAGACCUUCACAUGCCCUGAAGAUAUUUAUCUGCAAGAUGGAAUCCCGUGUAGUGAAGAUGGCUACUGCUAUCAUGGAAAUUGUACCGACCGCAGUGUGCACUGCAAGGAGAUCUUUGGUGAAGGCACAGGGAAUGGCCCAGAUGCCUGCUACCUCAUAAAUAAAAAGGGAGACCGAGUUGGACAGUGUACAGGUAAUAGUCAUUCCAGCUUAGUGCAUUGUGCUGACGUUGACAUUCAAUGUGGACGCCUACAGUGUACCAGUGUCACACAUCUGCCCAGGUUGCAAGAACAUGUUGGAUUCCAUCAGUCUGUAAUACAGGGGUCCUUUUGUUUUGGAGUGGAUUUACACCUUGGGUCAUACACAACUGAUGUUGGUUAUGUGAGAUCUGGUAACCCCUGUGGUGGUGGGCAUUUCUGUGACAACGGUGUAUACAAUGGUUCUGUGGCUGCCAUAAACUAUGACUGCUACCCUUCCAAAUGCAACCUCAGGGGAAUUUGCAACAGUAAAAGGAACUGCCACUGCCAUGUAGGCUGGGACUCUCCCCGGUGCACCCACAAAGGUGCUGGAGGGAGUGUUGACAGUGCCCCCCCAAGAACAAUGAGGUCAGUGAGGCAAAGUGAUAUGUCUGUGGUGUACUUGAGGGUGGUCUUUGGGCACAUGUAUGCCUUCAUAGCUGCCCUCCUUUUUGGAGUGGCCAGUAAUGUGAAAAUCAUCAAGACCACUGUAGUCAAGAAAUUGACAGAUGAAAACUAA
This is a messenger RNA of Artibeus jamaicensis (Jamaican fruit-eating bat), 2376 nucleotides long. RefSeq names its product disintegrin and metalloproteinase domain-containing protein 21-like. The record is from RefSeq and is a predicted model, not a curated record. Gene Ontology annotation, molecular function: metalloendopeptidase activity. Gene Ontology annotation, biological process: male gonad development; proteolysis. NCBI's taxonomy places the organism in Eukaryota, Metazoa, Chordata, Mammalia, Chiroptera, Phyllostomidae. Gene Ontology annotation, cellular component: plasma membrane; external side of plasma membrane; sperm head plasma membrane.